Harpegnathos saltator (Jerdon's jumping ant) is the source of this 9217-nucleotide messenger RNA. Its product is annotated as dynein heavy chain 7, axonemal. Bases 12 to 9047 code for a protein of 3011 amino acids. Gene Ontology annotation, cellular component: dynein complex. The record is from RefSeq and is a predicted model, not a curated record. Gene Ontology annotation, biological process: microtubule-based movement. Gene Ontology annotation, molecular function: dynein intermediate chain binding; minus-end-directed microtubule motor activity; ATP binding. Lineage: Eukaryota; Metazoa; Arthropoda; Insecta; Hymenoptera; Formicidae. The transcript has 40 exons.
GGCGAGAGAUUAUGGCGGUCGUCGCGGUUAACCCGGCGGUCAUGUUUGUCGUCGAUAUUGAAAAGAUGCUGGAACGUCUGAAGAAAUGCACCAACUUGUUGGAGCUGGUGCAGAAGGGGCUCGCCACAUACUUGGAGAAGAAGAGGCUCUACUUUCCGCGUUUCUUUUUCCUCUCCAACGACGAGCUCUUGGAAAUAUUGUCCGAGACAAAGGACCCGACGCGGGUGCAGCCGCAUCUGAAAAAGUGCUUCGAGGGUAUCGCGAAAUUAAUCUUCACGGACGAGAUGGAGGCUAUAGCUAUGAUAUCGUCCGAAGGGGAGGAGAUUAUUCUUGAGGACGUGAUCGACACGACUGCAGCGCGAGGGCAAGUGGAAAAGUGGCUCCUCGAGCUUGAGAACGACAUGAAGAGAAGCGUGAAGGCUCAGGUAAUACACGCCAAGGACGCUUUCCCGACUAAAGCCAGGAGUCAAUGGGCUUUGGAUUGGCCGGGUCAGGCGAUCCUCUGCAUCAGCAAAAUGUACUGGACGGCACACAUUACCGACAAGUUCUCGGAAGGUAUUGAAAGUUUAAAGGCCUACGUAGAAACGUGCACGCACGAGCUCAACGAGAUCGUCAAGCUUGUUCGCAGCAAAUUGUCGAAGCAGAACCGAACGACUCUAGAAGCUUUAGUAACGCUGGACGUUCACAGCCGCGACGUGUUGACGGAAAUAUCCAAACAAGACGUGACUCGAGCGUCGGACUUCAAGUGGCUUUGUCAACUGAGAUAUUACUGGAUGGACAACGAUCUACUAACGAUGAUGAUAAACUCUACGCUAGGCUACGCGUACGAGUACUUGGGUAACACGUCGCGACUAGUGAUUACGCCGCUCACCGAUCGCUGCUAUCGCACUCUGUUCGGUGCCCUUAGUUUACACCUGGGUGGUGCGCCGGAAGGACCCGCCGGGACAGGUAAGACGGAAACUACCAAGGAUCUGGCAAAAGCGGUCGCCAAGCAGUGCGUCGUGUUCAACUGCUCGGAAGGACUGGAUUACAUAGCUUUGGGCAAGUUUUUCAAGGGUUUAGCGAGCACAGGUGCAUGGUCUUGCUUCGACGAAUUCAAUCGCAUCGACCUGGAGGUCUUGUCGGUCGUAGCGCAGCAAAUCUUGACCAUUCAGCGGGCCAUAAACGCGGAGCAGAAAGUCCUGAUAUUCGAGGACACAGAACUGAGUCUGGAUCGCACAUGUGCGGUAUUUAUCACGAUGAAUCCGGGAUACGCUGGCAGAUCGGAACUGCCAGAUAAUCUGAAAGCUCUGUUUCGUCCAGUAGCUAUGAUGGUGCCGGAUUAUGCCUUAAUAGCGGAGAACACACUGUACUCGUAUGGAUUUUACAACGCGAGACCGUUAUCGGUGAAGAUAGUCAUGGCUUACAAGUUGUGCUCGGAGCAACUGUCCAGCCAGAAUCAUUACGACUACGGCAUGCGAGCGGUAAAAUCCGUCCUGAUAGCGGCGGGAAAUCUGAAGCUGAGAUACCCUGAAGAGAACGAGGAUAUCUUGAUCUUGCGCAGCAUCACCGACGUGAAUCUGCCCAAAUUCCUCAGCGAAGAUCUGCUUUUGUUUCGCGGCAUCAUCUCGGAUCUUUUUCCGAACGUAGUGCUGCCAGAGCCUGACUACAAGCAUUUGAACGCGAGUGCGUAUCAAGCCUGCGCCGCUGCGAACAUUCAGUGCGUUCCCGUGUUCCUCGAGAAGAUUCAGCAAAUUUACGAGAUGAUGUUGGUCAGGCAUGGAUUCAUGAUUAUUGGGUAUCCCUUCGGCGGCAAAACCACAGCCUACAAGAUGCUGGCCGAUGUAUUGGAGAUUUGCGAAGAAAACAACUUGAUGAACGAGCACAAGGUGGAGAUGACGAUCAUCAACCCGAAGGCGAUAACGCUGGGACAGUUAUACGGACACUUUGAUCCAUCGUCUCACGAAUGGCAAGACGGUAUCCUGGCGGUUAGCUAUCGAGCCUUCGCCACUUCGACAAACGAGAACCGGAAGUGGCUGAUCUUCGACGGUCCGAUCGACGCGAUAUGGAUAGAGAGCAUGAAUACUGUCCUCGACGACAACAAGAAGCUCUGCCUGAUGAGCGGCGAGAUUAUCCAGCUGGCACCGACGACCAACUUGAUCUUUGAGUCACUGGACCUGGAAGCUGCCUCGCCGGCCACAGUGUCACGUUGCGGGAUGAUUUAUAUGGAGCCUACGUCACUGGGAUGGGAGCCCAUGUUGGAAUCUUGGAUAGCGACACUGCCAGAGGUCGUGGACGAAUGGCUGCGAACUUUCCUGUACGAGUCGCUGUUCCUCCGAUUUUGUACGCCACUUUUUCAUUUGUUGCGUCGGUGUAACGUAAAGGAGCUGUGCCCGAUGCCCGACUCGAACCUCCUACGAUCUGUCACGUAUCUAAUGGAUUGCUUCAUGGACGAUUAUUAUGACGAAGAAACUGCAAAAAAAAUAAGCGAGCUUGAUCUUCGGGCACAAAUAGAGGGCUCGUUCUUUUUCUCGUGCAUCUGGGGGAUGGGAGGCACUCUGGAAGCCACGUACAGAGAACAAUUUAGCAUCAUGUUCCGCGGUCUCUUGGAAAAGGAGUUUCCGAUCGCUCUGAUGAACGAGUUUCAGAUGAAAGAACUCGUACCACCGCCCCUAAAGCCAUACAUCUUUGUCAUGCCGAAGCAUCAUUUGGUGUUCGAUUAUAGAUUUUUUAAGGAGGGUAAAGGAAAAUGGAAAUUAUGGUCCGACGAACUGAUGAACGCACCGCCGAUACCGCGCGACAUUCCUGUGAAUCAAAUAAUCGUGCCGACCGUGGAAACAAUACGGUACACGACGCUCUUCCAGAUGCUGGUCCAACACGAGAAGCCGGUGCUCUUCGUGGGCCCGACCGGCACUGGAAAAUCCGUGUACAUAAUCGACUUUCUGCUGAAGAAGAAUAACGCCGCGGUGAACAAGCCGUUGCUGAUCAAUUUCUCCGCGCAGACCACCGCAAAUCAGACCCAAGACAUCAUCAUGAGCAAGUUAGAUCGUAGACGCAAAGGUGUGUUUGGGCCGCCCAUUGGUAAACGUUGGAUCAUCUUCGUCGACGACGUCUCGAUGCCGAUGAAAGAAACGUACGGAGCGCAACCGCCGAUCGAAUUAUUACGACAGUGGUUGGAUCAUUGGCAGUGGUACGAUAGAAAAGAAGCAACGAUAAUAAAGCUAAUCGAGAUUCAAUUAAUGUGCGCAAUGGUUCCGCCGAUCGCGGGUGGCAAGGACGUCACCUCACGAUUCAAACGGCACUUUUUCGCCCUGGCGAUAUCGGAGUUCGAGGACGAUGUUAUGGUCACGAUAUUCAGCAGAAUCGUUCUGUGGCAUCUUGACACAAGGGGAUUCAGUAAAGAUUUUGACCCGUGCAUCGACCAGCUUGUCCUCGCAACGUUGGACAUUUACAAGGAGAGCCUGUGCAAUCUGCUGCCAACGCCUGCGAAGAGUCACUACAAGUUCAAUCUCCGAGAUUUCUCCAGAGUAAUCCAGGGAGUGCUUUUAUCAGUCCCGGAGGUGAUGCCUGCUCUCUCAAAUAUGAAGAGAUUAUGGGUUCAUGAGAUACUUCGCGUAUUCGGAGACCGUUUAAUCGACGAGAUGGAUAUAAAGUGGCUAGUGGGUCAAAUAGCUAGCACGCUGAAGAAACGCAUGGAAAUUUCGAUCGAGGAACUCUUCGAGGACCUGCUGCCCAAGGACGCAAAGACGAUCACUAUGGACAAACUGCGAAAUUUAAUAUAUUGCGACUUCGCCGAUGCAAAGUUAGACGCCCGCCUGUAUCAAGAGGUCAUUGACCUCGAACAAUUGCGAGAGAUCAUGGAAACGUAUCUCAACGAGUACAAUUCGAUGACGAAAAAGCCCAUGAACUUGGUGUUGUUCCGGUUCGCAAUCGAGCACUUGUCGAAGAUCGCUCGUAUCAUCAAGCAGCCGCGAAGUCACGCUCUCCUCGUUGGAGUCGGUGGAUCCGGCAGGCAAUCCUUGACAAGACUAGCGUCGCACAUUUGCGACUACGAUGUGCACCAAAUCGAAAUUACUCAACAAUACGGCGUCCACGAGUGGCACGAGGACAUCAAAGGCAUUAUGAGAAAAGCCACCGCCAGCGAGUUACACUCGACUUUUCUCUUCAGCGACACGCAGAUUAAGGAGGAGAGUUUCUUGGAAGACAUCAGCAAUAUGCUGAAUACAGGCGAAGUGCCCAAUAUAUUCACAAACGAAGAGAAGACCGAAAUAUGCGAGAAAAUGAAGCAGAUCGACCGACAACGAGAACGAUCGUUGCAGACGGACGGUAGCCAAGCGGCACUUUUCAAUCUGUUCGUGCAGUUAAUUCGUGAUCAGCUGCACAUUGUUGUCACCGUGUCACCCAUAGGCGAUGCCUUCAGAAAUCGCAUCAGGAAAUUCCCGGCUUUGGUCAACUGUUGCACCAUAGAUUGGCUUCAGCCGUGGCCAGAAGACGCCUUGCUAGCUGUCGCGACGAAAUUUUUGUCCGCGAUCGAACUCACUGACAAUGAGAGAAGCGCCUGCAUCGCCAUGUGCCAGUUCUUCCACGUGUCCACCCAGAAAAUGAGCGAGGAAUUUUUAAUUCGCCUGAAUCGACACAAUUACGUGACGCCUACUUCUUAUCUUGAGAUGAUCAACACCUUCCAGACCUUGCUCGAGAAAAAACGCAGUGAUGUGUCGCGUGCCAAAGGCCGAUACGAAGGCGGAUUGGGACAAUUAGAUAGCACGCAGCAUCAAGUGACAGAGAUGCAGGAAACGUUGAAACAAUUACAACCGAAAUUGGUCGCGACUACGCAAGACGUUCAGAAGAUGCUCGCCAAUGUCGAAAAAGAGAGUCAGGAGAUGGCGGAAUUCGAGAAAAUGAUCAAAAUCGAUGAAACCGCGGCGCAAGAAGUAGCGGAUGAAGCAUCUGCGAUAAAAGUCGAAUGCGACGCUAAUCUGGCUGAGGCCAUGCCCAUUUUAAAUCGCGCUCAAGCGGCGUUGGACACGUUAACAUUAUCGGACAUCGCGGUGGUUAAAGCGAUGAAAUAUCCACCGUAUGCCGUGAGGCUCGUAGUAGAGAGCGUUUGCGUUCUCAAGCAAGUAAAACCGGAAAGAGUGCAGAAGGAAGGUGUACAUGUCGAAGAUUACUGGAAGGUCGCUCUGAAAGUUCUCAGCGAUAUCAAAUUCUUAGACUCGCUACUUCAUUUUGAUAAGGACAACAUACCGGAAGAUGUAAUAGCCAAGAUACGGAAGGAUUACUUGACCAAUCCAGACUUUGACCCGGAGAAGAUGAAGAAAGUCUCGAUGGCUUGCGAGGGACUAUGCCGCUGGGUCAUUGCGAUGUCCGAGUAUGACGAAAUCGCAAAAAUCGUCGCUCCUAAAAAGCGAGCGUUGGCGGAAGCCGAGCAAGCCUAUCAAACGGCUAUGGAGAAGUUAGAGUUGAAGAGAGAACAAUUGCGCCGCGUGGAGAGAAAAUUGCUGGACCUUCAAGAGCUCCUAAAUCAAAGAAAAGCGGAUUUCCAAGCGAUGUCGGAUCAAGUGACAGACUGCGAGAUGAAACUGAAGCGGGCCGAGGAUCUCAUCGGAGGGUUGGGCGGAGAGUACGCACGUUGGUCUCAAACCGCCAAAGAAUUGGGUGAAAAAUAUUAUCGACUAACCGGCGAUGUAAUAAUCGCUUCUGGCAUAGUGGCUUACUUGGGUCCGUUUACGAUGCCAUUUCGCGUGCAACAGAUAAAAGAGUGGGUAGAGUUAUGCACGAAGUUGCAAGUGAUCUGCACUCAAGAUUUUCAACUGCGCGAGAUACUUGGCGAGCCGGUUCUAAUUCGAUCCUGGAACAUCGCUGGCCUGCCCGCCGAUGCGUUUUCCAUCGACAAUGGCAUCAUCGUCGCGAAUGCCAGGAGGUGGCCACUGAUGAUAGAUCCGCAGAAUCAAGCCAAUAUAUGGGUAAAAAAUAUGGAGAAGGACAACAGCUUGAGCAUUAUUCGACUGACUCAACAAGAUUACGUGAGAAUCUUGGAGAAUGCUAUACAGUUCGGACAACCGAUAUUACUCGAAAACGUGGAGGAGGAAUUAGAUGCCGUUCUUGAGCCGAUACUCCUCAAGCAGACAUUUAAGCACGCCGGUGCAAUGUGUAUAAAACUGGGCGACGCCAUAGUGGAAUAUAAUACUAAUUUCAGGCUGUACAUCACAACGAAGCUGAGGAAUCCUCAUUACCUGCCGGAGAUAGCCGUGAGAGUGACUCUGCUGAAUUUUAUGAUAACACCGAGUGGUCUGGAAGAUCAGCUACUUGGCAUCGUGGUCGCGAGAGAAAGACCCGACCUGGAAUCGGAGAAGAAUGCUCUAAUCGUGCAGAGUGCGGCGAAUAAGAGGAUGUUAAAAGAGACAGAGGACAAAAUUUUGGAAGUGCUUUCUUCGGAAAGUAAUAUCCUGGAGGACGAGGAGGCUAUCGAUAUCUUGACAUCAUCCAAGAACUUGAGCGAUGAUAUUCAAGCGAAGCAGGCGGCCACGGAAAUCACCGAAAAGUCGAUCGACGUCGCGAGAUUGCAAUAUAAACCCAUUGCCGUCUAUUCGACCAUACUCUUCUUCACGAUAGCGUCGUUAGCCAAUAUAGAUCCAAUGUAUCAGUACUCGUUGGUCUGGUUUGUGAACCUCUACAAUAUAGCCAUCACAAAUACGGAGCCAGCCGAGACUGUUGAGCAACGUUUGAAGGACCUGACGGAAUACUUCACAUACUCACUUUACGGCAAUAUCUGCCGAUCGCUGUUCGAGAAGGAUAAAUUGCUAUUCGCGUUGCUUCUCGUUGUAAAUCUGCGUGAGACGAGCGAGACGCCUGAAUUCGUGAGCCAAUGGUUGUUCCUGUUAACCGGUGGGAUGGGCCUGGAAAAUCCGUAUGUCAAUCCCACAGAGUGGCUGCCCGUCAAGCAAUGGAACGAACUGUGCAGGCUGCACGACGUCACAGGAUUCGAGGGCAUCAGAGAGUCGUUCUCGCAGAAUGUCGACGAAUGGCGGAAACUAUUCGACUCGAAGGAGCCGCAGGAGGAGUUUUUCCCGGCGCCGUACGACAAAUUACAAUUAUUCGAACGGAUGUUAAUAUUGCGAUGUAUUCGACCCGAUAAAAUCAUACCCGCGAUGCAGAAACUCGUGGAAGAACAACUGGGCGCGGAAUUCGUGGAGGCGCCACCCUUUGAUUUGUCAUCCUCGUACGCGGACUCCAACUGUUGUAUCCCGUUGAUAUUCAUUCUGACUCCCGGCACCGAUCCGGCACAAACCUUGAUGGCGUUCGCCGACGAGCAGGGUUACGGUGCUAAACGUCUCUUUUACUUAUCCCUCGGCCAAGGUCAAGGACCGAUAGCGGAAGGGUUGAUCAAGAACGGCGUGUUGCUCGGCAACUGGGUGGUGCUGCAAAACUGUCACUUGGCUAAGAGCUGGAUGCCGACUCUGGAGAAGAUCUGCGAAGGCCUGAUACCCGAUACCAUCCACUCGGAUUUCCGACUCUGGCUAACCAGCUAUCCGGCGGAUCACUUCCCGAUAUCGGUUCUUCAGAACGGCAUCAAGAUGACGAACGAGCCGCCCAAGGGACUCCGGGCUAACAUUUUGAGGUCCUACACGAGUGAUCCGAUCAGCAACCCGGAGUUCUUCGAAGGCUGCGCUCAGAGCGAUAAUUUCAAGAAGCUCAUUUACUCGCUGUGCUUCUUCCACGCGAUCGUGCAGGAAAGACGCAAGUUCGGUCCAAUCGGCUGGAACAUCCCGUACGAAUACAACGAGACCGAUCUGAGGAUCAGCGUGCUGCAAUUGAAGAUGUUCUUAGACCAGUACGAAGACGUGCAGUUCGAGGCUUUGCAGUACCUCACGGGCGAGUGCAAUUACGGGGGGAGAGUCACGGAUGAGUGGGAUCGCAGGACGUUGAACACCAUCCUAGCAAAGUUCUACUGCCGAGAACUGUUGGAGGAUAAGUUAUACUACUUCGAUCAAUCGUCCACUAUGUAUUACUGCCCGAUCGCCAGAGAAUACGAAGCGUAUCUCUCGUACACGAGAAACCUUCCGAUAAUAACCGGGCCGAGUGUAUUUGGCAUGAAUGAGAACGCUGAUAUUCUAAAAGAUCAACGAGAGACAGAAUUGUUAUUCUCUUCGCUUCUGCUCACUCAGGAUCGAACGGAUCUUUGGAAGAUCAAGGAAGCCGUAAAAUCCGGCAUGAGGCAAACUUCCGACGAUGAUAUGGUUUACAACAUCGCCACAGAAAUAUUGGAGAAGUUACCGGAUGAUUUCGAUCUCGUCACGGUACUUGAGAGAUACCCUACGUUGUACAGUGAAAGUAUGAACACUGUGCUAGUGCAAGAGAUGGACAGAUUUAACAAAUUAUUGCGCUGUAUGAGAGAUAGCCUUGUUAAUAUACGAAAAGCUAUCAAAGGUGUGAUCGUAAUGUCCUUCGAGCUUGAAGACAUUUACGAGGCGAUCUUAACGAGCAGAAUACCUGCUUCGUGGAAACAAAAUUCUUACCCCUCCCUGAAACCUUUGGGCAGUUACAUCAGUGAUUUUCUACAACGUUUAAUGUUUCUACAGAAAUGGUACGACGAAGGACCACCCGUCACGUUCUGGUUACCGGGAUUUUACUUCACGCAAGCAUUUCUUACCGGAAUACGACAAAAUUAUGCACGAAAAUACCAGAUCCCUAUAGAUCUUCUCACGUUUGAUUUUAUAAUUUUGAAAGAGAGUGUCUUCGAGUCCCCUCCGAAGGAUGGGGUUUACAUUUACGGCCUAUUUUUGGACGGCGCGAGAUUCGAUAUAAAGAGUAUGAACGUGGAAGAGAGCUUUCCCAAAGUGCUUUAUGACAACGUGCCCUUCCUGCAGUUUAUACCGUCGAAGGUGGAGGACAUCAAAGAAAGGCGUUUGUACGUCUGCCCGCUUUAUAAAACCAGCGAACGUCGCGGGGUAUUAUCCACUACUGGUCACUCCACCAACUUUGUCAUAGCCAUAUGGUUGCCUACGAUAAAACCGCCGGAACACUGGAUUAUAAGGGGUGUCGCCAUGCUUUGUCAACUUAGCGAAUAAAAAUUUUUCUUCGUUUCUUCAGAGAAAUACGCUCAAAGUAAGCUCUCCAUGCCCUUUGAAUAACUUUAGCAGCUCGAUUUCGUCUGAAGAAUUCCAGUUUUUUGGUGAAAGCUUUCAUCAGGGUAAUUUCUCGCUCCUUUUUUAAUCGAUUGUACAACUCCCGUUGCACG